Messenger RNA from Cucumis sativus (cucumber), 576 nucleotides. Its product is annotated as transcriptional regulator TAC1. Lineage: Eukaryota; Viridiplantae; Streptophyta; Magnoliopsida; Cucurbitales; Cucurbitaceae. The transcript has a single exon. Bases 1 to 576 code for a protein of 191 amino acids. The record is from RefSeq and is a predicted model, not a curated record.
AUGGAAAUUGAUCAACAAGAAGAUGCAAGCUGUGAGUAUCAAGAAGAACAAAGUGGUGUAAAUCAAUCAACAGUUAGGUCUUAUGAGUGCAAUUUUUGUAAAAGAGGCUUCACAAAUGCACAAGCUUUAGGAGGCCAUAUGAACAUACAUAGAAAAGAGAAGGCCAAGCUCAAGCAAUCGAUAACGACAUCGUCGUUGUCGUCAUCACCAAACAAGAUGGUUGUAGACACUCCGAAGAUGAUGAGUACUCCAACAAGGUUGCCGUGGGUCGUCAUCUCACCAUCUACUAGAAAAGAGCAUGGACGAAGCAAAGGUGGUUUAGAGGAAACCCUAAUCUCCGAAGAGUUUCAACAACUCCCACUUUUUGUCGAAAAUAAUCCUUCAAACAUGGAUCAAAACUUGGAGAUCCGUCAAGUUCUUCCGAUCGACGUUGAUUGUGAUUCAAAGCUAGGAUCGCCAUCUCGACAUGGUUCGUCCGUUUCCGAGCUCGAUCUUGAGCUUAGAUUAGGACCCGAACCACAAAACUCCACUUCGUCAUCAUCACUCCCUACCGGUAGGACUACACAUUUCUUUUGA